This is a messenger RNA of Elgaria multicarinata webbii, 1776 nucleotides long. It is a transcript of the gene CHEK1, whose product is annotated as checkpoint kinase 1. Gene Ontology annotation, biological process: protein phosphorylation; DNA damage checkpoint signaling. The transcript is spliced from 12 exons. NCBI's taxonomy places the organism in Eukaryota, Metazoa, Chordata, Lepidosauria, Squamata, Anguidae. Gene Ontology annotation, cellular component: cytoplasm. The record is from RefSeq and is a predicted model, not a curated record. Bases 17 to 1447 code for a protein of 476 amino acids. Gene Ontology annotation, molecular function: ATP binding; protein serine/threonine kinase activity.
UGUGCUCUCUUUCAACAUGGCGGUGCCUUUUGUGGAAGACUGGGACUUAGUUCAGACCCUUGGAGAAGGUGCUUAUGGAGAAGUUCAGCUAGCUGUGAACAGGCGCACUGAAGAAGCAGUUGCAGUAAAAAUCGUUGACAUGAAACGUGCUAUAGAAUGUCCAGACCAGAUUAAGAAGGAGAUCUGCAUUAACAAAAUGCUAAACCAUGAGAACAUUGUGAAGUUCUAUGGGCAUCGGCGAGAAGGCACUAUCCAGUAUCUCUUUCUAGAGUACUGCAGUGGGGGAGAGCUCUUCGACCGAAUAGAACCUGAUAUAGGAAUGCCUGAAUCGGAAGCACAGAAGUUCUUCCACCAGCUUAUAGCUGGUGUGGUCUACCUCCACAGUAUCGGAGUAACACAUCGGGAUAUUAAGCCAGAGAAUCUGUUGCUAGAUGAAAGAGAUAACCUCAAAAUCUCUGAUUUUGGGCUAGCAACUGUGUUUAAGUACAAUGGCCGCGAGCGAUUGCUAAGCAAGAUAUGUGGCACACUGCCGUAUGUCGCCCCAGAAGUCCUUAAAAGAAAAGAAUUCUAUGCUGAGCCCGUUGAUGUUUGGUCUUGUGGAAUAGUCCUCACCGCAAUGUUGGCAGGAGAAUUGCCAUGGGACCAGCCAAGUGACACAUGUCAAGAAUAUUGUGAUUGGAAAGAAAAGAAAACAUAUCUUUCACCAUGGAAGAAGAUUGAUUCAUUGCCACUAGCUUUACUUCUCAAAAUAUUAACUGAGAACCCUGCAUCAAGACUUACUAUUGUGGAUAUAAAAAAGGAUAGGUGGUACAACAAACCCUUAAAGAAAGGCAUAAAGCGCCCUCGGGUCUCCUCAGGAGGACUAUCUGAUUCUCCUGGAGGUUUUUCUAAGCACAUUCGAUCAGAUAUGGACUUCUCUCCAGUUAAAAGUGCACACAGUGAGGAUAAAAAGACGUGUUCCUAUUCCCAGCCUGAGCCGGGCACUGGCCUUUCCUUGUGGGACAGCAGUCCAGCCAGUAUUGACAAGCUAGUGCAAGGGAUCAGCUUCUCCCAACCAGCCUGCCCUGAACACAUGCUUCUGAACAGCCAGUUACUAGGCACACCAAGUUCUUCACAGAACCCAUGGCAGCGCUUAGUGAAGAGAAUGACCCGUUUCUUUUUGAAACUGGAUGCUAGCCAGUCCUACCAUGUCUUGAAGGAGGUUUGUGAAAAGAUGGGCUACAUCUGGAAGAAAAGUUGCAUCAACCAGGUCACCAUAUCAACCACAGAUAGAAGAAACAACAAACUGAUUUUCAAGGCAAACUUGGUGGAAAUGGAUGACAAAAUUCUCGUGGACUUCCGCCUGUCUAAGGGAGAUGGUUUGGAGUUCAAGAGGCAUUUCCUAAAGAUCAAGGGGAAACUCACCGAUGUCGUCAGUGCACAGAAGCUGUGGCUUCCGGUCACAUGAUUGCAUUUUGUUUAGGAGCAGAUUCAUUUUGAUUCAGUGUUUUCUGCUAAGGAACAGUUAUGCCUGCCAUUCCCUAAACUUCAGGCAUUCAGUAGAAGUCUCUCGGUUUUCUGGUGAUAACUCUACAAAUAAAACUACAUAUGGCAAUGGACAAUGACUAUUGUGAAGGUACACAUUUCCAAAGGUUUGCUAGGGUAUCUAUCACUUAGUGAUCAUGAGGGUUGCCAGAGGCUCACCUUUGUUUCACUUUUUGACUCGAGUUCUUUGUGCAAGUCAUUCAAAUCUUUUUGUAAACCAUGUCAUCCAGAGUCCUAUGUUUCCUUCUUUUC